AGGCUGGAAAACACGAGAGAGAGAGAGAGAGAGAAACAUUUUCUCGAGCUGAUCCCGCCAUAGUUUUUCCCACUCCGCCACCAUACACCCAUCACCAAAUCCACCCAGUACACCCCACCUCCUCCACUGCGUGAUAGUGAGGCUAUAGGCUGCUGCUUUAUUCGUUUACUGGGGCCGGCUGCAAGUCUUCUCCUGCUCCACUUAUUCAACUGGAUUUACAGCUAAUCUCAACGCUCUCAUCUGUUUUUACACUUUUAAAAUCUUUUUUAAAUUUUUUAUUUUUUUUUGCUGCGGAUAACUAGCCUAUAACUUGUUUCGAUUUGUAUUCUUUUUAGAUCUGCGUUUUCGGUUCGGAUAGCAUACUCUUGCCCUCUUCUGUGAUUUUUAGUGUGGCAAGUGUGGCAAUAUCUUGUUGCGCUAUAAGCAAAUUUAGCAGAGAAACUUUUUUUUUUUGCUGGCUUCAAUUUGAGUUAUUCCGGGCUUUGUUUUUUUCCGGUUUUGGACUUGGAAAAACACUUUCCACCAUGCACAAGCUAUACAUUGGGAAUCUAAGCGACAGCGUGACUGCCGAGGACCUAGGAAAAACCUUUGACGACCACAAGAUCCCAUACUCCGGACAGUUUCUAAUGAAAACCGGCUAUGCGUUUGUGGAUUGUCCGGACGAUCAGUGGGCCAUAAAGGCUAUCGAGACGUUUUCUGGUAAAGUGGAACUUCAAGGGAAACGUAUUGAGGUCGAGCACUCCGUCCCCAAGAAGCAAAGGACCAGGAAAUUGCAGAUCAGAAACAUUCCACCUCACCUGCAGUGGGAGGUGCUGGAUGGUCUGUUGGCCCAGUGUGGAACCGUAGAGAACUGUGAACAAGUGAACACAGACAGUGAAACUGCAGUGGUUAACGUCACAUAUGGAUCCCGGGAGCAUGCCAGGCAAGCCAUCCAGAAGCUGAAUGGAUACCAGUUUGAGAACAAUGCCCUGCGUGUCUCCUACAUCCCCGACGAGCACUCCGAGGUGGAGGGAGGCCAGCGGGGGCCCGAUAAUGGGCGGCGCGGUUACGGGCCCCGAGGCGGGCCUCGCGGCGGCUCCCCGAGCUCUGGGAUGCCCUCCAAACCUCCCCACGCCGACAUCCCUCUGAGACUGCUGGUAUCCACACAGUACGUCGGAGCCAUCAUUGGAAAGGAGGGAGCCACCAUUCGCAACAUCACCAAGCAGACGCAGAGCAAGAUUGACGUGCACCGCAAGGAGAACGCAGGAGCUGCCGAGAAGCCGAUCAGCAUCCACUCAACCCCCGAGGGCUGCUCAGCCGCCUGCCGCAUGAUCCUGGACAUCAUGCACCAGGAGGCUAAAGACACCAAGACUGCCGACGAGGUUCCUCUCAAGAUUCUGGCUCACAACAACUUUGUCGGACGCCUGAUCGGGAAGGAGGGACGCAACUUGAAAAAAGUUGAACAGGACACAGACACCAAGAUCACCAUCUCCCCUCUUCAGGACCUGACACUGUACAAUCCAGAGAGAACCAUCACAGUCAAAGGCUCGAUCGAAGCCUGCUGUCAUGCCGAGGUGGAGGUGAUGAAGAAGGUCCGAGAGGCCUACGAGAACGACAUCGCUGCCAUGAAUCAACAGACCCACCUGAUCCCAGGGCUCAACCUCGGGGCUCUGGGCCUCUUCCCCUCCUCCUCCAAUAUGCCCCCACCCCCUCCUGGUAACGCGUCCGGGGGUGCCCCCUAUGGUUGCUUCGGGGCUCCAGAGCAGGAGACGGUCCAUGUGUACAUCCCAGCACAGGCAGUGGGAGCCAUCAUUGGAAAGAAAGGACAGCACAUCAAACAGCUGAGCCGCUUCGCUGGGGCCUCCAUCAAGAUCGCCCCGGCUGAAUCUCCAGACUCCAAAAUGAGGAUGGUGAUAGUGACCGGACCCCCCGAAGCUCAGUUUAAGGCUCAGGGCCGAAUCUAUGGCAAACUGAAGGAGGAGAACUUCUUUGGGCCCAAGGAGGAGGUCAAACUGGAGACUCACAUCAAGAUGGCCGCUGCUGCUGCAGGCAGGGUCAUUGGCAAGGGAGGAAAGACGGUGAAUGAGCUGCAGAACCUGACAGCGGCCGAGGUGGUGGUCCCCAGGGAACAGACCCCGGAUGAAAACGACCAGGUCAUAGUCAAGAUCAACGGACACUUCUACGCCAGCCAGUUGGCUCAGAGGAAGAUCCGGGACAUCCUGACCCAGGUCAAACAGCCCCAGAAAGGCGGCAUGGGCCAGGGCCCUAACCCGAACCCCCAGGGCUUUACAGAGAUGGGCAGCCCCACGCAGGGACUGAGUCAGGAGCACCAGCCGCGCAGGAAGUGAGGGCCCCGCACCUUUCUCACAUGCCAUGGGGGCCCCUGCCUGACGGACAGACAGACAGACGGACAGACUCAAGCACGGACGGAUAGACAGACGGAUACAGGAGAGCGACACACGGACCCAGCGAUAGACAGGGAGAGAUAUAAAGAGGGAGGGAGUACGCCCGACCGCCAGAGAGAAAGAUCUGCGUUAAAAAGAGAGGAAGAGAGAAGAUGAAUCAAAUCAAAAGAUGAAAUGAAUUACAACAAAAAAAAAACAGAAUUAAGAUGAAACGUAACUUGAAAACAGAAACCAGAUGCCAGGCCAGAAGAGAGACUGAGUGAUGAUGGAGGGAUGAAGGAAAGGAGAGAUGGAGAGAGGGAGGAGCGGUGUCCUCCUGGUGUGCCUGGGUAGGGCUCCAUCAGACAGGUGGAAACAACACCAUGACUCUCCCACCUGAGACACACUAGCAGGGGCCCGUUAGUUCCUCUGUCGGCCCUUAUAGACCUCUCCCACCAUCUGCAGUCAGUCCUGUAUUUUAAGGGUGUUUUGUUUUUUUAAAACAUAGAGAUAUAUGUAUAGAAAUGUUUUAUUCAGAGCUAUUAUUGAUAGAAUGCAGUGAGGCAGAGCCGGGAGAGAGAGCAGGGAAACUGCUGCAGCGGCACAGGGGGGAUAGGUCACGGGUCCGGCAUUAGCCCCACCCACCCCUAACCUCCGAGCCAAUGAAAGUCUAGAAGAGGGGCCGCAGAUGUUAACACUGCUCUUAUAAAGACCUCUCCGAAUAGCGGAGAGUUUAGGAGGAAAAUAGGAGGUUGUAAAUAUAUAAUCUUCAUGUAAAUGUUAAGAAAUGCUGUGUCUGGCCGCCUUGCCUUUAAAAAAAAAGAAAAAAAAGAAAAAAAAGGGGACUUCUGUAUAUUUCCCAGUCUCCAGUCUAUGAUAUGUAGCAUAAAGGUAGCCUACAACGCGGCCGGAGGCUGGGGAGGCACUGAGGCCCUUUCCACGUUUAGCCGUGUGGCGGAAGGCGCAGCAAGAGACAGAAAGGGGAUCGGCAGUCGCAGCUGGUCCUGCAGUUCUAUUGCAGCGGCUCAGCUCACACAUGUGAAACCAUUGUAAAACACCUUUGUAAAAAAA
Messenger RNA from Etheostoma cragini (Arkansas darter), 3434 nucleotides. RefSeq names its product insulin-like growth factor 2 mRNA binding protein 1 (gene igf2bp1). The coding region runs from base 525 to 2327 and encodes 600 amino acids. The record is from RefSeq and is a predicted model, not a curated record. NCBI's taxonomy places the organism in Eukaryota, Metazoa, Chordata, Actinopteri, Perciformes, Percidae. Gene Ontology annotation, cellular component: nucleus; cytoplasm; cytosol. Gene Ontology annotation, molecular function: mRNA 3'-UTR binding. Gene Ontology annotation, biological process: regulation of gene expression; nervous system development. The transcript has 15 exons.